GCUCCCUGAAGGCUUCAGAGGGAAGGAGACGUGUCCCAUCUCAGAUUAGCUUUAACGGACUGAUGGAGGCGGACAGCACCGGAGCAAACAUGGCAGAAAAAGCAGAAGCAGACGUGGAAAUGACUGAAAACCCAUUUGAACCUUAUAUUGAAUCCCUCCGUCAGCAGGUGGAGGACCAAGACCCAGUGUUUCUGAUCGGAGUUAUCGUCGCUUUGGCGGUGGUCAUCAUCACCUGUGUGUUUCUGAAGUACUUUCUCACCAGUAAAACUGUCCGGACUGCUGUGCUGCUGGUCGGGCUCUGUGACUCCGGGAAAACCCUGCUUUUCAGCCGGCUGCUGUCAGGAAAGUUCAAGCGUACACAGACCUCCAUCACUGAUAGCAGUGCUCCAUACAAAGCCAAAAAUGACAGGGGCAGCACCUGGACUCUGAUAGACCUGCCAGGACAUGACAGUCUCCGGUCUCAGUACCUGGAGAAGUUCAAGUUGGCAGCCAGAGCGAUUGUGUUUGUCGUGGACAGCGCUAUCUUCCAGAAAGAAGUGAGAGACGUGGCAGAGUUUCUGUACGUUUUGUUGACGGACACUGUGAUCUCCAGAAACGCUCCAGCUCUCGUCGUGGCCUGCAACAAGCAAGACAUCACUAUGGCAAAGUCCGCCAAACUGAUUCAACAGCAGCUGGAAAAGGAAUUGAAUACCUUGAGAGUGACUCGCUCAGCAGCACUGAGCUCUCAGGACGGCUCUGUUGGCGGCAGUCUGUAUCUGGGCAAGAAAGGCAAGGACUUCGAGUUCAGCCAGCUGCCCAUGAAGGUGGAGUUCCUGGAGUGCAGCGCCCGCGGCUCUAAGGGUGAAGACGGGAAUGCAGACAUUGAAGGCCUGGAGAAUAGCCUGGCUAAACUGUGAAGCUCAACAACCUCAGUGCGCAAUUUGCCUUAAAGGCACAAACCUCAGAUCAGACACCCUCAACAAUCAAAGGGAUUAAGACAAACGCCUCUCGGUGGAGUGUCUGUGUAACGUCAGCCUCUUAACUCCAUUUAAGCAUGAGAUAUCUGCAACACAUGAAAGGAUUUUCAUGAUGGAAGACAUUCAGUACAAAAUAGACUAUUAAAGUAAUUGUGGACCGUAUAGAAAUGAGAGCUGAUGUAGCAGUUUGUCAGGUCGCUGUGCAGUGCUGAGAAAUGAUCCUGCUUAUUCAGUGUAGUGUGAACAUCCACUUUAGAGCUUUCUUUGGUUUGUUUAGAAAAUACACAGCUUAGGGAUUAUGUAAGAGUUCACCAGAUUUAUUUUAAGAUGUCUCAUCUAGUCUGAGCUGUGGAAUCAGACAGGCAUGAACUGCAUUUAUUCAUUAACUUGGACUGUCUGCCUUGUGCCUUUUUUCUGGUAUUGUAAUAGACACGUUUUGCUCGUUUGCAGAAGAAUGAUUUUUCACUUGUUUGAGAGUGUGAAUACAGUGCAUUUGCAAUGAAUGUAUGAAUUUGCCGUAGUCGUACAAGAGUGACAUUUUGUGUUUGUAGCCGUCUGUCUUGUUUAAGAAACUGAAACUAAAGCAUUUGAUGUCCACAGAUUUGUGUAAAUGGUGAAACAUUUCAAUGAAUGAAAAGAUUCAGCAAACAUUAUUUAAUCAUUAAAUUCUCAGUUUCACCAUGUUAUGGUUACAUGAA
Acanthochromis polyacanthus (spiny chromis) is the source of this 1654-nucleotide messenger RNA. It is a transcript of the gene srprb, whose product is annotated as SRP receptor subunit beta. The transcript is spliced from 7 exons. Gene Ontology annotation, cellular component: signal recognition particle receptor complex. NCBI's taxonomy places the organism in Eukaryota, Metazoa, Chordata, Actinopteri, Pomacentridae. The coding region runs from base 63 to 896 and encodes 277 amino acids. Gene Ontology annotation, biological process: protein targeting to ER. The record is from RefSeq and is a predicted model, not a curated record.